AUGUCUGCUACCAGGGCUAAUAAGGACAUUUUCACCCUUUUUGACAAGAAAGGCCAGGGCGCCAUCGCCAAAGACUCUUUGGGAGACUACUUGAGAGCAAUUGGCUACAACCCAACCAACCAGCUUGUACAGGACAUCCUGAACGCAGAUUCCAGCCUGAGAGAUUCCUCCAGCUUGACACUGGAUCAGAUUACAGGUCUGAUCGAAGUCAACGAAAAGGAAUUAGAUGCGACCACCAGGGCGAAGACAGAGGACUUCGUCAAAGCGUUCCAGGUUUUUGACAAGGAAAGCACGGGCAAGGUCUCUGUUGGUGACUUGAGAUACAUGCUUACCGGCUUAGGUGAAAAGCUGACUGAUGCCGAAGUAGACGAGCUGUUGAAAGGAGUCGAAGUGGACAACGAUGGGGAAAUUGACUACAAAAAGUUCAUCGAAGAUGUUUUGAGACAAUGA
Molecule: messenger RNA, 450 nt
Organism: Saccharomyces mikatae IFO 1815
Lineage: Eukaryota; Fungi; Ascomycota; Saccharomycetes; Saccharomycetales; Saccharomycetaceae
Gene: MLC1
Product: Mlc1p
Exons: 1
Coding region: 1-450 (149 amino acids)
Biological process (GO): mitotic actomyosin contractile ring assembly
Cellular component (GO): myosin II complex
Molecular function (GO): calcium ion binding
Source: RefSeq, a predicted model, not a curated record